AUGUCCGAAAAGUCAAAGACCAGUUCCCAUUUCAUCGGGGGUCUUGUAGGAGGUUUAACCUCUGCCAUUGCAUUACAACCGUUCGACCUUUUGAAAACCCGAGUUCAACAAGGCGACAGGGCCACAUUGGCAAUUGCAUUGAAAUCCAUUGAGAAUCCUUUACAACUUUGGAAAGGUACCUUACCUUCCGCUUUAAGGACUUCAAUUGGGAGUGCCCUUUACCUUUCGACGCUCAAUCUGGUACGAACUAGCAUUGCGGAAAGAAAACCCGUGGAACAGAGACGUAGUGGUAGCAGUUUCUUACCACGCUUGACCAUGCAUGAAAACUUGCUAUCUGGAGCUUUUACAAGGGCCGCCGUGGGGUUCAUGACCAUGCCUAUCACGGUUGUGAAAGUUCGCUUUGAGUCUACCAUGUACAGUUACCAAACACUGGGACAAGCAUUUCGACAUAUUUAUCAACAUGAAGGAAUUCGCGGGUUUUUCAACGGUUGUGGAGCUACAGUCUUAAGGGACGCUCCUUAUGCCGGUCUUUACGUGCUGUUUUAUGAGUAUUGCAAGAAUAAAGUGCCAGAUUUAUUACCUUCAUCGAUGCUUCAAUUCUCUGACAAAGGCGUCUUCUCUUCCGCUACGUCCACGGUCAUCAACUCUAUAGCGGCAAUUGUAUCCGCGAGUGCUGCGUCCACGGUUACUGCACCUUUUGAUACCAUCAAAACACGCAUGCAGGUGAAACCAACCAAAUAUACCGGUUUCACCAAAUCUGUAUUCACCAUUUUAAAAGAAGAAAGUCCGCGAAAUCUUUUCGAUGGAUUGGGUUUGCGGCUUACCAGGAAAGCACUUAGCGCUGGUAUUGCCUGGGGCAUAUACGAGGAGCUAAUCAAGAGGUUCAUGUCAUGA
This is a messenger RNA of Lachancea mirantina, 894 nucleotides long. NCBI's taxonomy places the organism in Eukaryota, Fungi, Ascomycota, Saccharomycetes, Saccharomycetales, Saccharomycetaceae. The record is from the annotation of a GenBank genome assembly.